UAAACGAAUAGAAACAUAUUUUCACAAAUGAAGGCAAACAUUUUAGUGACAUCUUAUGAAAUGUAAAUUGCUUCAUGGCAAAAGAAUGUUUCUGUUUUCCUUCAGGUCCUGUGGUAGGCGAGUUUCUUCCAGCUCUCCUGCCUCUGUUGAAGAGCUGUGUUGACCCCAGCCGAGAGCCUGAGAUGAGGCUGCACAUCUUCACCAUGCUGUCCAAACUACUGCUGGACGCCAAAAACACACUGGACUCACAGGGGCAGUUUGGUGAACACAUGGAGAUGGUCCUGCAGGAUUUGUUGAUGCCCAAUCUGGUGUGGCGUUCAGGUCGAUCAGCUGCAGCUGUCAGAACCGCUGCUCUCAGCUGUCUGUUAGCUGUCCUACAUGGAGAGGCUUUCCCAGCAGAGAGAGUGGUGUCAGCGGUGGACUCUCUCUCCUCUCUGCUGAUCUCUGCACUGGAGGAAGACUCAAAACUGGCUCGUCUUCUGGCCUGUAGAUCUCUGACCUCCCUGCUGAAGAUCACAGCUCAGCAGAUCAGCACUGACAAGCUCAACCAAGUCUAUCCAGAGCUGCUGAAGCGUGUGGAUGACAGCAGUGAAGACGUGCGUGUGGAGGCUCUCAAGUCUCUGAGUGUGUGGUUCUGCUCUUUGGGGAAAAACUAUGACAUGCAGUCCAACCGUCCACACCUGGAGCUCCUGUUCCAGCAGCUGCUGCUCUACAUGGAUGAUCCUGACACCACAGUCCAGAACACAGUGCUCGGUGUUCUGAAGGUGGCGAGUGCAGUGGAUGGAGAUCUGUUACAGCAGCAGACAGAGAGUGUGAGAGAGAAACAGCGCAGCCCAGAGUACUGUGACAAACUCCUGCAGCACAUACACUCAUUAUGACAAUCAAGCCCUAAACACACACACAAAGACACUCACACACGCACAAAACUCCAGACAUGCACACACACUUACUGUGUACAUUCAGACAAUUUGUGAAUGGGCAAAAUCUAAGUGUAUUUUCACCUUUGCUCUUUUAUUAUUGGUGAACUUUUAUUAAAGUAAAUGUUAUAUAUAUGAAAACAGUAAACAUCAUACAUUUUAUAAUUAAUAUACCCAAAUUGCUCAUAAAAACAUUGACUGUAGUUGUCUCCCAGAUUUGAAGAUGAACUUAUUUAAAAUGUGCCUUUUCUUUUUGCCGUCGACACCUUUAUUAUUCAUUGAACUUACGAUUGUUAAUAAAUAAAUUCGUUUAUUAAACUUUUUUUUUCACA
Messenger RNA from Danio rerio (zebrafish), 1249 nucleotides. The record is from RefSeq and is a predicted model, not a curated record. Lineage: Eukaryota; Metazoa; Chordata; Actinopteri; Cypriniformes; Danionidae.